UGUCGCUUUACGGCCGUGUGUUGUUAACAGAGAUGGCGGAUUGAAGAAGAAGCUGUUGUGUUUUUCUCUCUGAGCAAUGGAUAAGAAGAAGCUGCUGGACGUGACGGCGGCCUCGCUGGUCGACCUGAAAGCUGAACUGUUCCGGAAACAAGAGGAAUUCAAGCAUGAGAAGCUUUCCAAGGAGGCCGGCGGUGCUUCUAAGCCAAGAGCCGCCCCCAAGAAACCCAGCAUCUGGAGUAAGCAGAAUUCCGGGGUCACUGCUCGAGCUGAGAGGGAUGUGGAGGAGAAGACUGAAGAAGACGACUCGCUGGAGAAAUCCAGGAGGAGGUUGGAGGAGAAGGCUCAGCUCUAUGAGAAGAUGACCAAAGGAGAUUUUCCUGACGAGGAGACCGAGGAGCUCUACCUGGUGGACUUUGCACAGAAGAUUAUAGACAAGAAGAAAGAAAUACAGGACUUCUGUCUAAAGGAAAGGAAAAAAGCAGAGACCGAUGAAGAGGAGAAGACGCCCGAUCUCCCCAUUCCAGCGCCACAGAACCCUGGGGAAGAAUGGGUGGACUAUGUGGACUCGCUAGGUCGCUCAAGACGUUGUAUGAAGAAAGAUUUACCCGAUCUCUUGAAAAUGGAUAAAGAUCUGCAAGGAAAAAAACCAGUCACACAGGAGAAGACGUUGCUGUCUGAAGACAUGAGGAGGGAGAUCCAGAGACAGCAGUGGGAGCAGGAAGAAGAAGAAGCCUUGAAGAGGCCGAUGGGACCAAUGCAUUAUGAGGACAUAAGAGACAGUGAGGCCAGACAACUUGGUGUCGGGUAUUUCUCUUUUGCACGGGAUGAACAAACUCGCAAGAAGCAGAUGGACACUCUCAAUAUGUUGCGAGAUCAGACCGAGGACCAGAGGGUGAAGCGUGAGAGGUUAAAAGCCAAGCGCAAGGCAACGCUGGAUGCACGGCUCUCCAAACUGCGACAGAGGAAAGUGAAGCAAAUGAAAGGGGAAGGAGCAGAGCUGGAGCCGGUUCAGGAUGAAGAAGAGAACAAAGUGAUUGGACCAGAGCCGGAGGUCCCAGUGAAACCCGAAAGGAAAGUGGAGGUAGUUGUUCAGGAGCGGAAAGACACCAAACCCGGAGUGCCGCAUGUCAGAGAAUGGGACAGAGGCAAAGAAUUCACAUUUGGACGAUGGUCGAAAGUCUGUGACGACCUAAGAAAUGAGCGUGACGCUGAAUUCGCACCUCCAUCCUUCUAUGCCGCAGAUCAGCGGAAAUCCGAGAAGUUUCAGAACAAAUGGAAGCAAGCCGGACCCUCUUAUGAAGAGACCAGCUCAGGUCCUGCAUAUGACUAUCACUCACAGGAGGAGCUGGGCCCCCAGCAGCAGGGGCCCCUGGACGACAAGAGCUUAGAUGAGAUGUUGUCAUACUAUAGAAAGGUGUCCUGACUCUACGGGGGAAGCCGGCCCCCGACCGUUGUACAGAGGGACUGAGGAGUACAUCAAAUUAUUUACAUAAAACUUCCGGUUCUUGUGCCAUUUACACUUAGUGUGUGGUUAUGAGGCCGCCACUAGGGGGAGCGUCGGAGCAUGCUACUGACAAAUUUAAAGGAGUUUGUCUGGGAUUUUGUAAAAUUUGCAAACAAGCAGGGAUUGGUAUAUAAUAA
Bufo bufo (common toad) is the source of this 1641-nucleotide messenger RNA. RefSeq names its product coiled-coil domain containing 174 (gene CCDC174). The transcript has 11 exons. Bases 77 to 1423 code for a protein of 448 amino acids. The record is from RefSeq and is a predicted model, not a curated record. Lineage: Eukaryota; Metazoa; Chordata; Amphibia; Anura; Bufonidae. Gene Ontology annotation, cellular component: nucleus.